GGACGGGAGGGCUCUCAUUGCGAGACCCUGAAGCCACCACCAUCAUGUCUUUGGAGGGACUGAGGUGCCUGGUGACGGGAGCCGGCGGCUUCCUGGGCAGACGGAUUGUGCGCCAGCUGCUGGAGGAAGGGCGGGAAGGAGACGGGCCGGCCGAGGUGCGCGCCUUGGACAAAGCCGUCGGGCUGGAGGCUCGGGAGGAGUUUGGCGAAGUGAAUACAAAAACCCUCUUGACAGUCAUUCAGGGGGAUAUUCGGGACGUAGCAACUCUUCAGACAGCAGUCCAAGGCAUCUCCCUCGUUAUCCAUACGGCUUGCAUCAUUGACAUCUUAGGCCAUGUGGACAAGCGCACACUCUGGGACGUCAAUGUCCGAGGGACACAGCUGCUCCUUGAGAGUUGCCUCCGCAACAAUGUUUCGUAUUUUAUCUACACAAGCAGCAUUGAAGUGACAGGUCCAAAUUGCAGAGGUGAUCCCAUCUAUGAUGGUGACGAAGACACAGCGUAUGAGAGCACUCAAGGCUUUCUUUAUGCUGAAACCAAGAGAGAGGCGGAGAAGUCUGUGCUGGAGAUGGACGGCCUACCACUGAAGGAUGGGAGCAGUUUUGUGACGUGUGCUUUGAGAUCUAUGUAUCUCUAUGGAGAAGGGAGUAUUUUUCUUCAGGGACAUCUCGAUGAGAGUCUCCAAAACAACCGUACGUUUCUGAGGAUCUCUCGGUCUCAGGCUCUUGUCAAUCCAGCUUAUGUGGGGAAUGUUGCGUGGGCUCAUAUCCAAGCAGCUAAAGCCAUGAGGGAUCCAGAGAAAGUCAAGCGAAUCCGUGGACGGUUCUAUUUUGUCUCAGAUGAUACUCCCCAUGUAAGCUAUUCAGAUCUCAAUUAUGAGCUGACCAAGGAACUGGGAUUCAGUGUUGAACCCAAGUUACCUAUGCCACUGACAAUCUUCUAUUGGUAUGCUAUGUUGCUGGAGACCGUGAGCUUCUUGCUUCGCCCUUUUGUGAGAUACGUUCCUAGUGUCAAUCGGUGCCUUCUCACUUUGCUGAAUACCCCGUUCAGCUUUUCUUACAGGAAGGCACAAAGAGAUUUUGGCUAUGUGCCACGCUACAAAUGGGAAGAAGCCAAGCAACUGACCAGUCAAUGGAUUGAGAAAGUAAUUCCACUGAGGACAGCUUACCUGAAAAACAAAACUAACUAAGGCUGAUCUCCAUGAGGGAAAAGCAGAUGAUAGAAGCCAAAGUACAGAAAUAUGGGGAGUUAUACGGAGGCAAUGAAGCAUCCAAAGUGAGAUCCACAUUCUGAAGUAUGUGAAUAAAAACAUAAUGCCUUUGCUUUGUUUGGGCUAUUCCAUUUUAAUAAAGCUUUCUAUGUGAUUUGCCAA
Molecule: messenger RNA, 1370 nt
Organism: Anolis carolinensis (green anole)
Lineage: Eukaryota; Metazoa; Chordata; Lepidosauria; Squamata; Anolidae
Gene: hsd3b1
Product: hydroxy-delta-5-steroid dehydrogenase, 3 beta- and steroid delta-isomerase 1
Exons: 3
Coding region: 45-1187 (380 amino acids)
Biological process (GO): steroid biosynthetic process
Molecular function (GO): 3-beta-hydroxy-Delta5-steroid dehydrogenase (NAD+) activity
Source: RefSeq, a predicted model, not a curated record